Molecule: messenger RNA, 7963 nt
Organism: Pungitius pungitius (ninespine stickleback)
Lineage: Eukaryota; Metazoa; Chordata; Actinopteri; Perciformes; Gasterosteidae
Gene: epha7
Product: eph receptor A7
Exons: 17
Coding region: 128-3208 (1026 amino acids)
Biological process (GO): axon guidance; protein phosphorylation; ephrin receptor signaling pathway
Cellular component (GO): plasma membrane; dendrite
Molecular function (GO): transmembrane-ephrin receptor activity; ATP binding; protein binding
Source: RefSeq, a predicted model, not a curated record
GGCUGUGGUACAUAGAGCCGAGUUCAGUGCCGUCAAUGGGAAGCACGCGACGCGGUGGCACAGAGAGUUACGGUCUAGAUUUUAAAAAAGGAGGAAAAAGCAGGAGACAGAAAUCCGCGGCAGCACCAUGCUCUCCUGGUCCACCCCGUGUCUGUGGAUUACAUUUUGUCUUCAUUUGUGCUGUCAUGUAGACGGCGGAAAAGCACAGAACGCGAAGGAAGUGAUUUUGCUGGACUCCAAGGCACAGCAGACAGACCUUGAGUGGAUCUCCUAUCCUCCCAAUGGGUGGGAAGAGAUCAGCGGCUUGGAUGAGAACUACACGCCCAUUCGCACCUACCAGGUGUGCCAAGUCAUGGAGCCCAAUCAGAACAACUGGCUUCGGACUAACUGGAUAGAGAAGGGCAAUGCCCAGAGAAUUUUUGUGGAACUGAAGUUCACUUUGAGGGAUUGUAACAGCCUGCCCGGUGUGGUGGGCACUUGCAAGGAGACGUUCAACCUGUACUACCAGGAAACGGAUUCGGAGGUGGGCCGGAGUUUGCGGGAGAACCAGUACGUGAAGAUCGACACGAUCGCCGCGGACGAGAGCUUCACCCAGGGCGACCUGGGCGAGCGAAAAAUGAAGCUGAACACGGAGGUCCGCAUCAUCGGCCCGCUGACCAGGCGGGGCUUCUACCUGGCCUUCCAGGAUGUGGGGGCGUGCAUCGCCCUGGUCUCGGUCAAGGUGUAUUACAAGAAGUGCUGGUCCAUCAUCGAGAACCUGGCCACAUUCCCCGACACUGUGACGGGGUCGGAGUUCUCCUCGCUGGUGGAGGUGGAGGGCGUGUGCGUGGGCGACGCUGAGGAGGAGGCCGACAACUCUCCCAAGAUGCACUGCAGCGCCGAAGGGGAGUGGCUGGUGCCCAUAGGGAAAUGUAUAUGCAAGGCUGGAUUUCACCAGAAAGGAGACGCGUGUGAACCGUGCGGCAGAGGUUUCUACAAGUCCUCCUCCCAGGACCUUCAGUGCUCUCGCUGUCCGGCGCACAGCUUCAACGACCGCGAGGGCUCCUGGCGCUGCGACUGCGAGGACGGCUACUACCGGGCGCUCUCCGACCCCGCGUCCUUGGCCUGCACCAGACCUCCCUCCGCGCCGCAGAACCUGGUCUACAACAUCAACCAGACCACCGUCGGCCUGGAGUGGGGCCCGCCAGCCGACACGGGCGGGCGCAACGACGUCACCUACCGGGUCAUGUGCCGGCGCUGCGGCUGGGAACCCGAGGAGUGCGUGCCGUGCGGGCCCAACGUGGGAUACUCGCCGGCGCAGUCGGGAUUAGCGGACACUUACGUGAGCGUCGUGGACCUGCUCGCCCACGCCAACUACACCUUCGAGGUGGAGGCUGUCAACGGCGUGUCGGACCUCAGCCGCACGCAGAGGCUGUUUGCGGCGGUCAGCAUCGCCACGGGACAAGCAGCUCCGUCCCAGGUCAGCGAGGUCAUCAAGGAGAAGGUGCAGCAGCGCAGCAUCCAGCUCUCCUGGCAGGAGCCCCGGCAGCCCAACGGCGUCAUCACGGAGUACGAAAUCAAAUACUACGAAAAGGAUCAGAAGGACCGGGUCUACUCCACAGUGAGGUCCAAGUCCACAUCAGCCACAGUGAACAACCUGAAGCCCAGUACCGCCUACGUGUUUCAGAUCAGGGCCUUCACAGAGGCAGGAUACGGCACCUACGGCCCCAGACUGGAGAUAACCACCAAGGAGGAGGCCACAGCGGCGAUCGUCUCCAGCGAGCAGAACCCCGUCAUCAUCAUAGCGGUGGUGGCCGUGGCGGGGACCAUCAUCCUGGUCUUCAUGGUUUUCGGCUUCAUCAUCGGGAGAAGGUACGCUCUCGCGGGCCCCAUUGACUCUCCGCUCCUGCACUGCGGAUACAGCAAAGCAGAUCAGGAGGGGGACGAGGAGCUCUACUUCCAAUUUAAAUUUCCAGGCACCAAAACCUACAUUGACCCUGAGACCUACGAGGACCCCAACAGGGCCGUCCAUCAGUUUGCCAAGGAGCUGGACGCCUCCUGCAUCAAAAUUGAGCGGGUUAUCGGAGCAGGAGAGUUUGGGGAGGUGUGCAGCGGCCGGCUCAAGCUGCCCGGGAAGCGGGACGUGUCCGUGGCCAUCAAGACGCUGAAAGUGGGCUACACGGAGAAGCAGAGGCGGGACUUCUUGUGCGAGGCCAGCAUCAUGGGCCAGUUCGACCAUCCCAACGUGGUUCAUCUGGAGGGAGUCGUGACGAGAGGAAAGCCCGUGAUGAUCGUCAUCGAGUACAUGGAGAACGGCUCAUUAGACGGGUUCCUCAGGAAACACGACGGUCAGUUCACUGUCAUCCAGCUGGUGGGGAUGCUGCGGGGCAUAGCGGCGGGAAUGAGAUACCUCUCCGACAUGGGAUACGUCCACCGAGAUCUAGCCGCGCGAAACAUCCUCGUCAACAGCAAUCUUGUGUGUAAAGUGUCUGACUUCGGCCUGUCAAGGGUGAUCGACGACGAUCCCGAGGCUGUCUACACAACAACCGGGAAGAUGCAGGAUAUAAUGCAUUUGAUCUUUACUCCAGCUACUGACCUGCGUUUUACUGAACAGGGAGGAAAGAUACCCGUCCGGUGGACCGCUCCAGAAGCCAUACAGUAUCGUAAAUUCACCUCUGCAAGCGACGUGUGGAGUUAUGGCAUUGUCAUGUGGGAGGUCAUGUCCUAUGGGGAACGGCCCUACUGGGACAUGUCCAAUCAAGAUGUCAUAAAGGCAAUAGAUGAAGGCUACCGUCUUCCUGCUCCGAUGGACUGUCCACCAGGCCUCCAUCAGCUGAUGCUGGACUGCUGGCAGAAAGACAGAGCUGAACGUCCCAAAUUUGAUCAGAUAGUCGGCAUACUUGACAAGAUGAUCCGCAACCCUAACACAUUGAAAACCCCACUGGGGACAUGUACACGACCAAUUAGUCCACUGCUGGAUCAGAGCACACCAGACUUCACCGCUUUCCGCUCCGUGGGAGAGUGGCUGGAAGCCAUCAAGAUGGAGCGAUACCGGGACAACUUCACAGCGGCCGGCUACAGUUCCCUGGAAUCUGUGGCCAGGAUGUCAAUCGAGGACGUGAUGAGCUUGGGGAUAACGCUGGUGGGCCAUCAGAAAAAGAUCAUGAGCAGCAUACAGACUAUGAGAGCCCAGAUGCUGCACCUCCACGGCACUGGGGUCCAGGUGUGACGGACCGCGUCGGACGGGGUCCAAAACCCUAAAGGAAACAAAAAACAGAACUUAAUCUGGAGCAGUGCCUGGGACGCAAGCGGGAUAAUCGUCAAAGUAAACGGACAUCUGUUUCGUCUGACUCUUCCGGCCGUGUCUGGAGUGAAACCAUUCCUUUGUUCCUCGGUGAAGGAUUGCCGUCCCGACUCUUCAAAGGGGCACUAAAGAGAGGAAAAGGCCAGAAAGAACUACAAACAAACAAACAACAACAAAAAAGAAACUACCUGGACAAGAUUACUUUCUUUUUGUCUUUUGUUAGAAGCGCUUAUGAACUCUACUAUAUAUCCAAAUUGCCCAUUAGAGUUUGACGCUUCCGUUUCAUUCAUUUUGAACAACGGCGUGAGUGACCACACCGAGGCAACGGAUUACAAAAAAAACAACAACUAAAAAAACAAUGUGUCUACUUGCGGUGCUUUCAAUUAUUUCUCUAACUACUUUAUUUUCCAUCUUUUCUGCCAAAGUGACAGGUUGUGGUGGCCCACGUGGCAGUUUUUGUUGCUUUUCUCUCUUUCUCUUCUAUUUGGACUUGACAACAGGGUAAACUCUCUUUUAUCCAAUCGCAGAGGGAACUUUUUAGGGGCAGAUUCAAAAAGGUACUUUUUGUGCUGCCGACACAUGCUGGACUGUUUGAACUGUUUGCAGUGACUCGUGUUUCCCUUCAUGUGCUGUUGAAGUGAAAACAGUAACCUUUCUGUGCAGUUUUUUUUUUUUUUCCCCCAACAUGGUUCCAAUCUUUCAAUUGUUUGGUUUGUUUACUAGGAAUUUCCUGAGGGGUGCAACACUGAGGAAGGCGAGUUGUUUUUCAAAAAUCAAGACUUUUAUAUCGGAGUAGCAAUAUCCUUCGUCUUAGUGUUCACUGCAGGAAAGGCAGAACGGUUACAUGGUUAUCGAGAAGGCUCUUGCAGCGCUGUUGAGAAAUUUGAUUAAAAUUGAAUCCUCCAUUGUUUUGCUGCAGUGUCAAGCCGCAAGUACAGUUUUUAUGGGGUGGAUCUUUGUAGACGUAAUACUGCCUUAAAAGAUGCGUUAGAUUAGGUGUUGCCACUAUUUUAGGCACUUCAUUUAAAGGGUGGACACGCUCACUAUUUUCUUUCUCUCCUUGUAGUGUCACUAUUUUCUUUCUCUCCUUGUAGUGUCUUUUUAUCUGGAAAUUGAAAGUGGUGAAAUUGAGCUCACAGACGCAAUUUAAUGUCACGAGUGACGCGUUCGGUGAAGAGACGGACUACACAGAGCAAUAAUUACCAGGUAGAAAAUGUAUUUGCCUGAAUAUUCUUUUAUUUUAAAAAAGGUGCUAGGUUUUAUCGCAUGUGUGUGCUAUGCCCAGAAGACUCAGUCAGCAUCGCAAAUCGAAAGGAAUGUUACCUCUGUGACCAGGAAAAUAUUUGGAAAAAGUGCUUCGGGAAAAAUUGGCCUCGCCAAGUCAUCAGAAGAAAUAAUCAUCCGUCCUGUUUGGCCACUACGAUAUGCUAAAGCGUUUGGUGGGACUCAAACAACGGAAAUGUUGAAUUGAGUGGCUGGCUGAGAUGAAAGAGGCCCCAUUCGAAACUCUAGAAAGUCGCCUCUUGGCCGCGCUGACAUCAUCUUCCGACACCUACGGCGUCCGCAACUGGGGCUUCGCUUCUGGGAAUCAGGACUAGGAGACGGAGCUGCAGUCUGAAUGCAGAUGGCGCAGUUAAAUCCCCCGCCCACCGCCCCGCCCACCGCCGCCACAGCUCUGUAGACAUGCCACGCUGCUCCCUUAUUUAUUCACGCGUCCCCGUCACCCAUUCCUCACAGGCGUCGUAGAUGCGAAAGGAACAUGCAUUAAAGUGUCUCCUAAGAUUGCUCCUCUUUCCUCCCAUACGUCUUUUGUACGGGAACAGAGACGAGGGGGGGCUUUCUCAGAUGAUGCGCUGAAAGCCAAUCAACCUAUUCGGGGGCCAUCUGUCUCCACUUGAAAUGCAAAAGAAAAAAAAGAAGAGCGUUCCCAUGUUGAGUGUUUUCAGUGCAGUAUCCUUUCAAAAGAAAAUGCAUUCAUUCAGCUGUCACGUAAACAGGAGUGGUGUCCAUGGAGAAAAACCAUUACAACCAUGUCUUCUACUGCUGCCGUAACCGGAGAUACAUCUCCGGUAUCCGGUCAUUUAUUUCAAUUAUUGUCAUAUUGAAUGCAUUGAAAAAACAUUAUCCCUCACUGAUGAAAAGUAAAACCAUACAAGCUUUCUUCGUUCUCCCGAUUAUCGACAAUAAGCCCGAUACCUACGGAAACACUUUAAAGACUGGUGCACGCAUGUCUGGAUGUCUAUAAAGAGGCAACUACAGUCCUAAAAUGAAUGUUACCAUCGUACCUCUUUGUCUGAGGGCCUGCUCAGACCUCAUCAACCCAAAGAGGAGAGUAGGGACCCUUCUACAGCCAACGUCAGCCCAAAUAGGCCUGCGCAUCUGCAAGAGUUGACAAGCUUCAAACAUUGAAUUAAAACGUUACCAGCAUCAAAAUACACUUUGGGGGUUGUCAGAAGCAAUGUUCCAACAGCAGACCCAUCUGGUUUCAGGGCCACAGGUGACCUCGUUAUGACUGGUGACCUUCAGCCAAACGCUGACGGGUUGGUGAAGAAGACAGACGAAGAUGAUUAUGUAUUUAAAUAACUGUAUUGAAGGCUUUUCCCAGGACACCUACAUGUUCCGUUUGAGUUCUCAAUAGCUACCGUCACCACAACCAACCCCCAACAUUCACACGGUCACUCAUCAUCCGGUUGGUUUUGUCUGACAUAUGUUGAAUUGGAAAAUAAUGCACCCAGUUAGUCUGAUGAACAUGAAAUAUUUUUCCAGUUAAACCAUUGAUCUAUAAAACAGUGAAAAACAAUGUAUCGCAUUUUCUCAAUGGCCAUUCGACCCUACCUUAUUCCUACCCCUCAACUUCAAUUCACUUUACAAAAUACAAUAAGAUCGCACGAACUACGACUACAACAUCCAAAAAGGAUUCCCAUUCAAGUCAGAAUUUACAUUAUCGCUUGAUUAAUUUGUCAAAUAAUUAUUUCAGCUCUGGAUUUCAACAAUUAGUACUGAUGAGCCGCAACUAAGUGGCUGUACUCGGUCCAUUGUCUGAUAACAGAGAGCUUACAAAGAUGACUAACUGUUGAGUUUGGAAAUACUUGAGCGAUGACCGAAAGCACGAGGUUUAUCCGGCUGUCGUUGUUCCACUGACCCAAAGGCAUUAAAGCGGCCCGUUUCCCUGCCGUCCGGCUGCUUGGUCAGGACAGAAAUCUAAAUCUCUUAAGGUCAGGGCUUUAGGGUUUAGAGCUUUGGGGAAAGGUUAAAAAAGGUUUUCGCAAUCAUCAAAAUUCAGUGUCUGGCAUUUCUUGUCGCUCCUUUCUGAAGCAUUUUUGAUGACUAUACAACCUUUUACCACCUUUACCUUCACUGCCUUUACAAAGUGAACAUAAAGUUCCCUGAGAAAGCUGGUGUGGAUUUCAUUUUGACUUUGCACGUAAACUGUGUUUUCAGAAUAAUCCAGUUUAGUGUGGAUAUAGAGUUGGAUCCAUUUCCACUGUGGGGACUCACCUUUGUCAGGAGACACCAGGAAUUAGCCCCGACCGGCUCUCUAGCUCUACCCCACCCUCCCUGUGUCACACACAUUGGGCCCUUUAUCCGUACAGCAGAGCUCAGCAUUUGGGCCUUGGCCAGACCUUUGAAUUGAACACCGGCAUGAAGUCAUUCAGUCAGCACAAAACUCCCCAGUUCGCUACCCCCCCCCACCCCCAACACACACACACACACUCACUUUACGCUCGGGUUUUAAGGCUGGGCCACUGUAGGCCACUUUACACCCCAGGGUAGAAUGCCUCUGUCCUCUUUUUUUUUUUUUCCCGUGCUGUGGAAACAGCCGUUUGAGCCAAAUUGAGAUUAAGGCCGGGAUGCAAUCGAUUCGACGUCCAACCUUCAGCUCCAGAAGUCAUUCAGAGGUUUGAACUUGGUUAAGCUUGUUUCAUACACAUUUUCUUUUUUUACUUUAGGUUGCUCAACUCUGGACGAGAAAAGUUUAGUUGUGGCUCUAUUUCAGCAGGAAAAAAAAAAAGAAAAAACACCAAAAAAAAAGAAAGAAAUGUAAAACAAAAAAACUGCAGGAUGUAUGUUGGAAUCAGGAAUAGCAGAUAGAGUAUGAAGUUAUUUUUUAAAUCUUGUGGUUCAGCAGUUGGAAAUUAGUUUCACCGCUUUGGUCAAGGCGGUGAAUAAUUCCAUAGAGUGCAGCACUGUUGAUUGUGUCAGAGGGAGACUAGAUUUGAGGGGAUCUUUGUAUGUGAACUAAUUGUAAAACUUGUACAUUUUAUUUAUAUUGUUUUUUACACAUAUUACUCAGUAGAGAGCUCUGAAUACAUUGAAAAUGCACUAUAUUUUUCUAUCUUGCCGAGAAAUUAUUGUCAACCAUCAAGAUUUUAGUUGUACAUAAAGUUUUUUUUUUUCAUUUAGGACCAAAGACGGCUGAUAGGAUUACCAUCUUUACUUUGACUUUGUUGAUUUUUUUUUAGUUUGCUGUACAGUAAUACAAAUUGUCAAUUUAUUAUUUAUUUUUCUGUGAUGAAAGUAUUGAAUAUCCACUGGUCAAAAGUAUUUUCCCCAACAGCAGAACUGUAAGAUCAUUGAAUUAGACAAUUUCUUGUUACAUAGACAAUUCUUUUUGCUUUGUAACCUUUGUAAUAGACUGUACAUAUAUUUUUGAAAAUAUAAUACAAUCUAUAUAGAAGC